This is a messenger RNA of Fopius arisanus, 825 nucleotides long. Its product is annotated as chymotrypsin-2-like. The record is from RefSeq and is a predicted model, not a curated record. Gene Ontology annotation, biological process: proteolysis. Gene Ontology annotation, molecular function: serine-type endopeptidase activity. The coding region runs from base 1 to 825 and encodes 274 amino acids. NCBI's taxonomy places the organism in Eukaryota, Metazoa, Arthropoda, Insecta, Hymenoptera, Braconidae. The transcript has 4 exons.
AUGAGCUACAAACGGUAUGAAUUCUGGAUAUUGUACCUAGCGGUUUUCAUUUCGGUUGGGUACGCAAGAGCACCAGCUAAAAUUGUCGGUGGCAAGUACGUCCGACGGAGGGAGUGCCCACAUGCAGUUGGACUUCUUACUCCCAAAGGCGAUGGCUGCGGAGGAAGUAUUCUGGACAAAAGCCACAUUCUGACAGCAGCGCACUGUGUCACAAGGGAAAAUGAACGAUUUCGCUCCGGUUUUCAGAUAAUCACCAACACCACUCAUUGGUUGUACAGGUUCAAUGUCUUCCAGGUCUCCAAAAUUAUUGUUCCUAAAGAUUUCAGAAGCGGUCAACAUAACAAUAUCUGUAAUUUGGCGGACAUCGCUGUGGUCAAGUUGGUUGGGGAAAUGCCUUUGGACUUGAUGCCUGAUUCCCAGCCAAUCAGUCUUCCAGAUAAAAGUACCGAGGCUGAUACCAGUGCAACGAUAUGCGGUUGGGGAAGAGUCCGUCCAAAUGCUCUGGAGCUGUCAGCAAAGCUGAAAAAACUGAGAACGAGGACUAUCGGACUAGCUGAAUGCCAAAGACUUCUACCCAAUCACGUCCACGCUAAGCACAUCUGUGCUGUCAACGACGUCGGUCAGGGUAUAUGUUAUGGAGAUAGUGGUGCUUCUCUGGUUCACGGAAAUCAAGCAAUCGGUAUUGCUUCCUGGGGCCGAAAUUGUUCUGAUGGAACUCCACAGGUCUUCACAAAUGUUUACAAAUAUAAAGACUGGAUUCGAAAGGCUAUAGCCUGGAGUGAUAAAUCCACUGAUAAUCCCAGUGGGCAACUAAUUUUUCUCUAA